AUGACCCUGCAAAGAUAAUAGCAGAGAAGACCCUACAAGAAAUUUAACAAUGCCUUUGCCUUUACUCCACUUGACAAAAUGCUGUUCUUUCUCUUCUUCUUCUUCUUCACUGAGAUUCAAGUUGUUUCUCUGUCUGCAACUUCUUUUGCAUCUCCCAGCUGCUAAUGCUGCUAUAAAGAUUCCUCCCAGUUACUCGGUCCCAGCGGUUUUCGUCUUCGGUGAUUCAAUUGUGGAUACGGGCAACAACAACAAUCUCAUCACGCAGGCCAAGUGCAACUAUCCACCCUAUGGCAAGGAUUUCCCCGGCGGACAGGCAACCGGCCGCUUUUCCAAUGGCAGGGUUCCCUCCGACCUCGUAGCCGAUGUGCUGGGUAUCAAAGAGCUGUUGCCACCGUAUGCAAACUCGAAUCUUCAGCCAGAAGACCUCAUCACUGGUGUUUGCUUCGCUUCUGGUGGAGCGGGAUUCGAUCCUUUAACCUCCCAAACAGCGCCAGCAAUUUCACUUGCGGACCAAUUAGCGAUGUUCAGAGAAUACUCAAAGAAGCUACAAGGAUUGGUGGGAGAAGAGAGAGCAAAUUUCAUAAUAGCCAAUAGCUUCUACUUGGUGGUGGCAGGAAGCAACGACAUCGCCAACACUUAUUUUCUUUCUCGAAUAAGACAAUUCCAUUACAAUAUCAAUUCUUACACUGAUUUCAUGGCCCAAUCAGCUUCUUCUUUCGUUAAGGAUUUGUAUGCAGCGGGUGCGCGGAGAAUCGGGUUGUUCGGGGUUCCGUCGCUCGGAUGCGUACCGUCGCAGAGAACGUUGGCCGGCGGGAUCGAAAGAGCUUGUGUGAGUGAGUACAACAGUGCUGCAGAGCUGUUCAAUGGGAAGUUGCAUUCAACUUUGGAUCAGCUCCAAACUAUACUGCCCCAAAGCAGAGUGGUUUAUGUGGAUAUUUACAAUCCUCUCCUUGAUAUCAUUCAAAACCCUGCAAAAUAUGGGUUUGAAGUCUCAGACAGAGGUUGUUGUGGAAGUGGAAAGAUUGAGGUGACAUUUCUUUGUAAUAAAUUUGUGAAGACUUGCCCCGAUACAACCAAAUAUGUCUUUUGGGACAGUUUCCAUCCCACAGAAGCUGCAUACAAUUCCCUCGUUGCCCCAAUCAUUCAAAAAUAUCUUUCUCGUUUUCUAUAGUUUAAUUCACCAAGUUUUACUUCGUUUUUCGACAACUUGUUACGUUUCGUGAUCAUUUAUAUAAACCGUUAAACACAUUCAUUCGGUUCGGCUCGAUUUUGAUCCAAAUCAAAGUCGAAUUUGUACGUGCGGUUUACAUAUCUUUCACUCAAUAUAUGAUGUGUUAUCAUUUGUUUACACA
Momordica charantia (bitter melon) is the source of this 1352-nucleotide messenger RNA. Its product is annotated as GDSL esterase/lipase EXL3. The record is from RefSeq and is a predicted model, not a curated record. Lineage: Eukaryota; Viridiplantae; Streptophyta; Magnoliopsida; Cucurbitales; Cucurbitaceae. Gene Ontology annotation, biological process: lipid metabolic process. Gene Ontology annotation, cellular component: extracellular region. Gene Ontology annotation, molecular function: lipase activity.